CGACCAGGGUCUUUCUUUCCUCCCUAAUAAAACCAUCCCUCCUCCCAUCUCACCAUCUAAUCUGCCCCUCCUGUUUUCUUUCUCUGGCCUCUUUUUCUCCGCUUCGCUUCUUGGCUUGCAUACACCUACCUCUCUACCCACCCACCUACGUCCCCUUAAUACACACAACGGAGCACCAAAACAUCCUUAUCGUCGUUCCCAUUAUCAGUAUGUCAGGUUCCUACAAUAACAACAACUACUAUCCUCCCUACGGGGGCGCUCCCCCGCAGUCCGGCUCCGGCCAGGACUACUACGGUGGAGGCCACCCUCAGCCCGGAUACGGUGCUCCCCCGGCCCAUGAUCCGUACGGACAUCACCAACAACAAGGAGGUCACUAUCCGCCUUCGCCCUACGACCAGCACUCCAACCCCCAGUACUCGGGAGCGCCCCCGCCUCAGUACUCCUACGGCGGACCUCCUGCUCAGCACCAGGGCGGCUACCCCGGACAGGGCUAUCCCCAGGAUCGCGGCGCCAGCCACUCGCCGUACCCCCCCGCCGAUCAUCAGGCCGGCGCCGCCUCGUACUAUGGUGGCCAUCCGCAGCAGGGCGGUGGGCACAUGGGCCCAGGGCCCGUCGGACCCGAGGGCGAGAGGGGUCUAGGCUCUACCAUCAUGGGUGCUGCCGGUGGUGGCUUCGUCGGUCACAAGCUGGGAGGUGGCAUGCUGGGUACGGCUGGGGGAGCCUUGGCGGGUGCCGUGGGGAUGAACGCGGCUACGAAGCACCACAAGAAGCAUAAGAAGCACAAGAAGGAAAAGAAGCACAAGAAGCACAAGAAGAGCGGGUCCAGCUCUAGCUCUAGCUCCAGCUCCAGCGAUAGUGACUAGUUUCGUACCUGGCUUGGUGGAACGCCAGAGUGAAGACGCUGCGAACCCUCUUCAGAAUAACUCCUCACUGCUAGCUUUGGUAUCCCCAUUUUCAAACAAAGACAUUUUCCGUGGUAGC
This is a messenger RNA of Aspergillus candidus, 981 nucleotides long. Its product is annotated as putative glutamine-serine rich protein MS8. The transcript has 3 exons. The annotation marks the transcript as partial. The record is from RefSeq and is a predicted model, not a curated record. NCBI's taxonomy places the organism in Eukaryota, Fungi, Ascomycota, Eurotiomycetes, Eurotiales, Aspergillaceae.